GGGGCGGGGCUAUGGUUUGUGUUGCUAACUUGCUCCGGUUGUUAGGAAACAGCGAAUUGGAGAGCAGCUUAUACACAGGUGCUGCUUCCCGGUGCCCGGCUGCAGGAGCUUGUGGUCUCUGGCCGCCCGUUGUAUAAGGAAGCCCUGAGGUGGGCCUACUGCCAGAUCCCAGAGACACAUCACAUUCCAGGCUAUCCUGUGAGACUGCGGGCUGGGGGGUGUAACCCCUCCAGACACCGUGCUGUAUUCCUCACCACACAAACAUGGCGACAUCUGCCACAACCAAACCAGCAUGGAAACUGCAGGAAAUCGUGGCCCACGCCAGUAAUGUGUCUGCGGUGGCCCUUGGGAAGAGUUCCGGACGUCUCCUGGCCACAGGGGGGGACGACUGUCAUGUCAACCUGUGGUCUGUUAACAAACCCAACUGCAUUAUGAGCCUGACGGGACACAAUUCCCCGGUGGAGAGCGUGCGUUUCAGCACCUCGGAGAAGCUGGUGGUGGCCGGCUCUCAGUCGGGGUCUAUACGCGUCUGGAACAUGGAAGAAGCUAAAAUACAGAGGACUCUAGUGGGACACAAAGCCAAUGUCUGCAGCCUGGACUUCCACCCGUACGGAGAGUUUGUAGCAUCUGGUUCUCUGGACACAAACAUUAAGCUGUGGGACGUGCGCAGGAAAGGCUGCGUGUUUCGCUACAAGGGCCACACUCAGGCUGUGCGCUGCCUACGCUUCAGUCCAGAUGGCAAGUGGCUGGCAUCUUCUUCAGAUGAUCACACCGUAAAGCUCUGGGACCUGGUUGGUGGAAAAUUGAUGGCAGAGUUCACGGACCACAUUGGACCAGUCCAGAUUGUUGAGUUUCACCCCAAUGAGUAUCUGCUGGCGUCUUCAAGUGCGGACAGGACGGUGCGUUUCUGGGACCUGGAGAAGUUCCAUCCUGUGGGCUGUGUGGAGGGAGAAGCGACACCUUUCAGGUCCAUCCUAUUUAGUGGUGACGGGUGUUGCCUGUUCUGUGGGGGUCGUGAUGCUUUACGUGUCUAUGGCUGGGAACCAGAACGCUGCUUUGAUACAGUCCCUGUGGCGUGGGGACGAGUGUCAGACCUCUCCAUCUGCAACAGUCAGCUGAUCGGCGUCUCCACUGUCCAGUCCAAUGUCUCGUCUUUUGUGGUUGACUUAAGCCGUGUGAAAAUGACUGGAUCAGGGUCACCGGGACAUCUUCCAGAGGAUUCGCCAGCCAGCAAGCCCACCACAACGGCGUCCUCUGUGAGACGUAACUACGAGCGCCCACCAACCACCUGUAGCAAGCCAAAGAGGGUAAGUCCCACCAGCGAUGAGGAGGAGAAAGAGUCACGAGCUGAGAUUCAGAAUCCGGAGGAAUACAAGGAGCUUUUCCAGCCCAAGAGCGCUAUCUCCCGGACACCACCACGGAACAGUGAGCCUUUCCCAGCCCCCCUGGAGGAAGAAUCCGCUACCGUGAAGGAACCUGUUCCACCAACACCCGACGUGGUCACCCUCAUCCCAACCAGCAAUAAACAUACAGAACAGCUGCACAGACCCCCAGUGGCGGCUUCUACCCCCACCAUCUGCCAGGAAUCUCCUGCUGCCCCCGCCAUACCAAGCAGACCCCCUGUCAUAUCUGCUACACGCAAUGAGCCCAUUGGUCUUAAAGUGGCAGACUUCCUCCCGGUUGUGAAGGGCUCGUACCCCGUGGAGAUUUCUGAUGAUGAAGCCGUAAGUCAGAUCCGCAAAGGACAUGAUACCAUGUGCAUGGUGCUCACCAGCCGCACGCGGAACCUGGAUAUUGUAAGAGCCGUCUGGAGAACCGGGGACAUCAAGACCUCGAUGGACUCUGCGGUUGCUGUUAAUGACCUGUCUGUGGUUGUUGAUAUUUUAAAUAUUAUCAACCAAAAAUCGUCUCUGUGGAAACUGGAUCUCUGUCUCACUGUCCUGCCUCAGAUAGAUAAACUGCUGCAGAGCAAGUACGAGAGCUACGUGCAGACUGGGUGCAUCUCGCUGAAGCUGGUCCUGCAAAGGUUCCUGCCCCUGAUCACGGACACUCUGGCUGCUCCCCCCUCUGUGGGUGUGGAUAUCUCUCGGGAGGAAAGGCUGACAAAGUGUAAGCUCUGCUACAAGCAGCUGAGAAGUUUGUCCCCACUGGUGAAGAGCAGGGCGUCGCUUAGUGGUCGGUAUGGAAGUACCUAUCGGGAGCUGCUUCUGCUGAUGUCAGGCCUGGAGUAAUGGGACUAGCAAUGAUCCUGCAAGCUUGGAGCUGCCUCUGGUUCCCCUAGUGACUAGGGGGGGGUACCUGGAUGGAUGGAGUCUGGAAUAAUCCUAAUUUAUUGAUCACUGAAUAGUUCCAGCAUUACUGUACAGAGAGAUGGUGUGUACAGUCUGCGGGCAGAGAGAAGGGCGCGGUGUCGGCAGUCCCUGUGUCUCGGGAAGGAACUGCUCAGGCCAGGCUCUCGUCCACCCAAGUCUGGAGAUCAGUGAUGACUCUGGAUGUUCUCAAACUUUUUGCUACCUGUCUUUAUAGCACCAAUUAAAAGUGUCAUAUCUUGCA
This is a messenger RNA of Pseudophryne corroboree (corroboree frog), 2553 nucleotides long. RefSeq names its product katanin regulatory subunit B1 (gene KATNB1). Gene Ontology annotation, molecular function: microtubule binding. The record is from RefSeq and is a predicted model, not a curated record. The transcript has 20 exons. Gene Ontology annotation, biological process: microtubule depolymerization; microtubule severing. Lineage: Eukaryota; Metazoa; Chordata; Amphibia; Anura; Myobatrachidae. Gene Ontology annotation, cellular component: katanin complex. The coding region runs from base 264 to 2231 and encodes 655 amino acids.